UCGCUGAGGAGAGCCGGGCGGGUCCAGCGGGGCUGCAGGCGGGCGGGCGGCGGACGCUGCCCCCUGGGCGCUCUGCCGCGGCGCCGCCUGUGGGGGCCCGACCGCGUCGUAUUGAGCGCGUGGGCCGCAGUGCGGGAGGCUGGCCCUCUGGCUUUAAUGACCAUUGCCUGGGGAAGUGCUACUGUCCGCAGCCUUUUCUGACCUCACCGAUCCCUUUUAGACUAUUGAGCCCACGUUACCCUUUUGACAGCCUUGUUCUCCGUGCGCAUAUUUCACGCAUUUUUGGAUAUUUGUUGUUCAAUCGCCCAGUCCUGUCCGACUCUGCCACCGCAUGGACUGCAGCACGGUGGUCAUCCGGCGGCUUCCCCCCAGCCUCACCAAGGAGCAGCUGGAACAGCAGCUGCACCCGCUGCCUGCACACGAUUACUUCGAGUUCUUUACUGCUGAUGUCAGUCUUUAUCCUCAUCUCUACUCAAGAGCAUACAUUAACUUUAGAAAUCCAGAUGACAUCCUUCUUUUUAGAGAUCGUUUUGAUGGAUAUAUCUUCAUUGAUAGUAAAGGGCUAGAAUAUCCUGCAGUGGUAGAAUUUGCUCCAUUCCAGAAGAUAGCCAAAAAGAAACUAAAGAAAAAAGAUGCCAAAACCGGAAGCAUUGAAGAUGACCCAGAGUAUAAGAAAUUUUUAGAAACUUACUGUGGGGAGGAGGAGAAAACUAAUGUCAGUCCUGAAACUCUUCUAGGAGACAUAGAGGCAAAGACACGAGAACUUAUUGCUAGAAGAACCACACCUCUCUUGGAAUAUAUUAAAAACAGAAAAUUAGAGAAGCAGCGAAUUCGAGAAGAAAAACGAGAGGAGCGGAGGAGGAGGGAGCUGGAAAAGAAGCGCCUACGGGAAGAAGAGAAGCGGAGGCGGCGGGAAGAGGAGAAGUGCAGGAGGAAAGCAGCAGAAAAACAGAAGAAAACGGCGGAGAAGGAAGUAAGGAUGAAGAAUGUCGGCUCUGUCGUGACCAGAGGGGAGGAAGGUGUAUCCUUAAUGCAGACCUUACGCUUGCAGCUUCUCAAAAAACCAGAAAAGGGAGAGGAGCCGAGCACUGAGAAACCAAAAGAAAGAGCGGAGGAGACUGACCCUGGAGACGGGAAGUGGGAGCCCUGUCCCAGUGGGGUGGUCCUGAAGCCCAAGUCCCCGGAGGGCUCGCUGGAGGCGCUCCGGGAGAGGUCACAAAAUGACAGUGAUAAAGAGCAAAGGGAUAAGGAGAGAAGAUCCCGAGAAAAAGAACUUGAAGCACAGCGAUGCCACUUGGAUGACAGCAGGAAACACAGAGCCCACCAUGAGCUGGAAAAAUGUUCGGGAAGAAAUGGAGAAGAGCUGGCACGGGGCAAGGGGUCGGCCGCAGACGGAGGGAGGAGAGGGAGCCAGGAUAGGGGCUGCCCUGUGGAAGUGGCAGAGAAGCCGGGAAGGGAGAAGAGUGAAGACCGGCCGGCACCCAGAAAGGAGCGCAUGGGAAACAAGGACCGGCCAGGCUUGCAGCUGUACCAGCCCAGAGCUCGCAUCCGAGCCCGUGACUGUGAUGGAAGACACCCUGAGGAGGGCCGCGACGGGAGGAGGGGUGAGGCGGAAGACUCAACGGUGGCUUUAGCUGAGAAGAGCGAAGAGGCGGUGUGGGGCGACAUGCAUGUUGGUGACGUGGGUGGGGGCUCCCCACCUCAACACUCUGUGGAUUCGAGAGGGCGUUCCUUCCGGAAGUGUAUAAAUUAAAUUAUCCUGGGAUAAAACCUGCACACUGAAUUUACUAAUGAAGAAAUGAGAAACCAGAACUAUAAAGGUGGCAUAGAAAUACAAGAAACCAUUCUUAAGUAAUCUUUUAAAACUUUGAACAGAGUUACAGAUUUUACCAUUUCUGUUAUAAACUGGUAUAUAUAAUUUAACCAGAACCAAAAGAAAACUAGUAUUGUGUGAAUUCUGAAGCCCUUUCAACAUGUUGUAGGAAUAACGUGGCCUUUGAGUUUUACACAUUCAUAAGUAAAUGGUCUGCAUCUCAUGCCUUUGUUGGUUCUCUGUGAGCUGUAGUUUCUGGGAAGUAAGCAGCUCCUGUAGUUCAGUCAUUCAUGCACCUCCUUUCAUAAGGGUUCACUAAGGCUGUGGUGCUGUUGUCCCUCUGAUAGGAACUCUAACUCUGCAUAAAGCCCCAAAGGUCUAAUUGUUGCCCUUUUAACAAUAUGGCCACAGAAUUAACAAAAACAGUUCCAGUCUUUUGAUGGGGUGCUCAUGGUUUAUAACAUAAAUGGCAUUAUUUUGAGAGAGGGAUAACUUAGGUAUGGCAUUGGGUUUUUUCUUUUUGCAGCCUGAGGCAGUUGUAAAAUAACUUAAUGUAGCUUUUUGCAACUGUGUGUUCUAUAGUACUUUUUCUUUUGGUGAAAUUUUAAAUGUUAAUGUUUUUGGCACUGUGCUUUGUACCAUUUAUUAAAUAAAAAUUUUAGUUGCUAUGAA
Molecule: messenger RNA, 2485 nt
Organism: Bubalus bubalis (water buffalo)
Lineage: Eukaryota; Metazoa; Chordata; Mammalia; Artiodactyla; Bovidae
Gene: UPF3A
Product: UPF3A regulator of nonsense mediated mRNA decay
Exons: 11
Coding region: 332-1753 (473 amino acids)
Biological process (GO): nuclear-transcribed mRNA catabolic process, nonsense-mediated decay; positive regulation of translation
Cellular component (GO): nucleolus; cytoplasm
Molecular function (GO): telomeric repeat DNA binding
Source: RefSeq, a predicted model, not a curated record